UCAUGUGCCUUAAGAGCCCCCAGCUGAGCCCCUUUGGCCCCCCACAGGCGCUGGGACAGAGGAGCAGAAGGAGGAGCAGUGCCAGCCCAGGGAAGAGCAGAGGGGGAUGCUGCAAGGGCCCCAAGAGGAGCCCCAGAGCCCCACGGUGGCCGUGGAGCACGAUGGCCAACAGCAGCCCCGUGAUACGCAAGGGAGCCACGGAACAAGAGCACGACGAAAGCGCUCUUUCAAAGGGACGUACGCUGAAGACCCACAAGAAGCCAGAACCCAACCACGGGGCAGCUCCAGAGGCAAGGAGUACAAGUGUAAGGACUGUGGGAAGGUCUUUGCCUGCGGGAGCAACCUGACCCGUCACCGACGGAUCCACACGGGAGAGAAGCCAUUCAAGUGCCUGGAUUGUGGGAAGAGCUUCACGGAGAGUGGGAGACUCCUGUGUCACCAGAGGACACACACCAAGGAGAAGCCCUUUGUCUGUGCCACCUGUGGCAGAUGCUUCACCUGGCGCUCGAACCUCAUUGCUCACCAACGCAUGCACACAGAAGAGAGACCGUACGUCUGCUCCCACUGCGGAUUGACCUUCCGGCAGAGUGACCAGCUCACGAAGCAUCAGCAAACCCUCCACCAUGGAAUGUACGGUGAAGAACUUCAGGAAGGUGCAAGCCAACCACUGAGUAGCUCCAGAGAGAAGGAGCACAAGUGUGAGGACUGUGGGAAGCUCUUCACCAGCAGGAGACACCUGAACCGACACCGACGCAUCCACACGGGAGAGAAGCCCUACAAGUGCCAGGACUGUGGGAAGAGCUUCACGCUGAGCGGGUACCUCCUGAGUCACCAGAGGACACACACCAAGGAGAAGCCGUAUCUCUGCACCACGUGUGGGAAGCGCUUCUCCUGGCGCUCGUACCUCAACGCCCACCGACUGAUCCACACGGGAGAGAGACCCUACCCCUGCUCGCACUGCGAGAUGACUUUCCGUCAAAGUAAUGACCUCAGGAAGCAUCAGAGGGCGGUCCACCGUGACCUUCAAGAAUUCAGAACCCAGGCACAGAGUAGCUCCAGAGAGAAGAUUUACGAGUGCGAGGACUGUGGGAAGAUCUUCACCUGUGGGAGCAACCUGAGACGUCACCAACGCAUCCACACUGGAGAGAGGCCCUUCAAGUGCCGGGACUGUGGGAAGAGCUUCAGGGAAAGUGGGAGACUUCUGCGUCACUGGAGGACACACACCAAGGAGAAGCCCUUUGUCUGCCCCACGUGUGGGAAACGCUUCUCCUGGCGCUCGUACCUCAUCAAACACCAACGCACCCACACGGGAGAGAGACCGUACGCCUGCUCCCACUGCGGGAAGAACUUCCGGCGGCGUUAUCACCUCAGGAGGCAUCAGUUAGCUGUCCACAAUGGUGAGUUCUCAUGUGGGAGUUAA
Athene cunicularia (burrowing owl) is the source of this 1420-nucleotide messenger RNA. Its product is annotated as zinc finger protein 501-like. The coding region runs from base 107 to 1420 and encodes 437 amino acids. The transcript has 3 exons. Lineage: Eukaryota; Metazoa; Chordata; Aves; Strigiformes; Strigidae. The record is from RefSeq and is a predicted model, not a curated record.